Messenger RNA from Linum trigynum, 1164 nucleotides. NCBI's taxonomy places the organism in Eukaryota, Viridiplantae, Streptophyta, Magnoliopsida, Malpighiales, Linaceae. The record is from the annotation of a GenBank genome assembly.
AUUAGCGGGCCUGCAGCCUGCAGGUAACGAACCCUGGGCCCAAACAAAGCCUCAUGAACUGUAUUCCACGUGCUUAGUGGCUGCGCUGACACGCGUUGCUUUUUGAUUGCGCAGUACAUUACAUCACGGAUUGGUGACAUGUAACUAUACAGGCCGUAGAGCUGGGUUAAUUAAUCUAAUCUGUUUAUAGAUCAGGAAAUUCGACGCGGAUCGCCAGCGUGGCGGGUAAUUUAUAAACGAACUCGUUCCCUAACCCAGCUCAGUUACUUUCCCCCAUCAAUCUCCCAAAAAAGCAAAAAUCCCCCAAAUCCGAUUUAGCAGCCAUUUCCGACCCAUUUUCUCUCCAUUUUCAAAUUCCGCUUCCUUGAUUCUUCUCCCUGCUCGUGAUACACAUCAAUGGAUUCCGUAACGAGGUCAGAAACUACGGCGGCGACACCGAAGGGCGCCGGCGGGAGACGAGGAGGAGGCAAUCGGAAGAAGGCGGUUUCCAAAUCGGCGAGGGCCGGGCUCCAGUUCCCCGUCGGCCGUGUUUUCCGGUUCCUGAAGAAAGGCCGUUACGCCCAGAGGUACGGCGCUGGAUCUCCGAUCUACCUCGCUGCCGUUCUCGAGUAUCUCGCCGCUGAGGUUCUGGAACUGGCUGGGAAUGCAGCGAGGGACAACAAGAAGAACAGGAUAAAUCCGAGGCACCUUCUUUUGGCGGUGAGGAACGACGAGGAGCUGGGGAAGCUGCUGCAAGGAGUCACCAUUGCUAGUGGAGGUGUUCUUCCCAACAUCAAUCCAGUCCUCCUGCCCAAGAAGAAGAUCUCCGAAAGUUCCUCUGCAUCGGAGCCGAAAUCCCCAAAGAAGAAGGGCGCUUCAAAAGCUGAAUGAAAAUCCGUAGUUAGAUUUUGUUCCCGUGUAACUGAAUGAACGAUCGAUUGUAGUAGUUAAAAUUGUCAGCCAUGGCAGUGAAAAUUGCUGUAGCACUAGUUGUUAGGUCAUAUAGAUCAAUUAGUUACUCUCUUCUUGUAUGUUAAAGUUCAUAAUCGGAAAAUCAUCCCUUUGUUGAGUCCUCUUCUUGUUCAUUCUGAAUUGCGUUUCAUCGUGGGCUGAAAAAGAUGGCCUGAUGCUUAAUCCCGUGGGCCACGCAAGGGGCCCAAAAUGCAAAAAAGUGUUGUGUUGUCU